Molecule: messenger RNA, 1413 nt
Organism: Debaryomyces fabryi
Lineage: Eukaryota; Fungi; Ascomycota; Pichiomycetes; Serinales; Debaryomycetaceae
Exons: 1
Coding region: 1-1413 (470 amino acids)
Biological process (GO): amino acid transmembrane transport
Cellular component (GO): membrane
Molecular function (GO): amino acid transmembrane transporter activity
Source: RefSeq, a predicted model, not a curated record
AUGGCUAUUGCUGGUGUCAUAGGACCUGGUGUCUUUAUUGGUAUGGGAAACGCUUUACAUGCUGGGGGACCAGUUGGUCUUCUUGUCGGAUUUUCAAUUGUAGGUAUAUUGGUUAUGGUUAUGAUGGGAUGCAUAGGUGAAAUGAAUACCAUGUUUGACUUCAAUUUUAAUACGCACUCUGCUAGAUGGGUUGAGCCAUCCUUUGGAGCAGCUAUUGGAUGGAGUUACAUUUUGAUUUGGAUCUGUAACAUUAUUGCUGAAUAUGUCUCAGCAACAUCCGUACUAUCAUUUUACAGCACAAAAGUGCCUAUGUAUGGGUACUAUUUGAUAUUGUGGGGUACUUUUUCAGUUUAUCAAAUGUUCGGUGUUGAUGUAUUCGGAGAAGUAGAGUUUAUCUUGGCCUGGAUUAAGUUAUUAUUUAUUACUGGCUUCUAUUUAUUUGCAGUGAUAUUUGCAGCUGGUGGAAUACCAAAUCAUUCCCCUGGAAACCCAUUUAAGGAAUAUCCAUUAGCUAAUGGCUUCAAAGGUAUAGCUAAUUCAUUUGUUUAUGCGGGAAUUUUUUACACUGGAAUAGAAAGUCUUUCAAUGACUUUUCUGGAACUGAAGAACGUUAAGAAAGCUGUCCGUACUGCUGUUAGGCAGACAAUUUUCCGUAUAAUCUACGUUUAUUUUGGAAUUACAAUUACCUACGGGAUUACUGUGCCAUGGAAUGAUGAAGGUUUAUCAACUGAGAACAAGACAUUGAGAUCCCCGAUGACUAUAGCUUUAAUAAAGGCUGGGUGGACAAAUGCUGGUUAUUUUGUAACAACUAUGAUCUUUAUUACAUGUUUGUCGUCUAUUAACAGUGCAAUAUAUUUCUGCGCCAGGUCAUUAACUAGACUAGCCGUGGACGGUUAUGCCCCACAAAUAUUCACCAAAGUAACUAAAAGUGGUGUUCCGUGGGUUUCAACUCAGACAGUCCACCUUUUUGGGUUCUUAUCAUUGCUUGCAAUGGAUAGUAGUUCUGCAGUAGCAUACAACUAUAUUGUUUCUUUAGGAGGUAUUUCUGCUUUUAUAGUUUGGACUGGAGUAGUUUUUGCUCACUACAGAUUUAGAAAAGGCUGGAUACUACAAGGGAAUUCACUUGAUGACUUACCAUUUAAGCUCCCAUUAUUUCCAUAUCUUAAUUACAUUGCAAUAUUUCUCGGUGCGUUAUUAUGUUUAGUUCUGGGUUGGUCUACGCUUAAACCAUUUGAUGCUGGAAGCUUUGUGGAUCUAUACAUAAUGCUUCCCAUCUUCUUUUUAAUGUGGAUUGUGUUUAAAGUUUUGUUCAAAACUAAAUGGAUCAAAUAUACUGAAAUGGAUUUUCAGUCAGGUAGAGUUGAUGUUAAUGAUAGUGGAGUUUUUGAAACGAAAACCUCUUUAGAAUCAUGA